This is a messenger RNA of Chanos chanos (milkfish), 1283 nucleotides long. RefSeq names its product galactose-3-O-sulfotransferase 1a (gene gal3st1a). The coding region runs from base 1 to 1275 and encodes 424 amino acids. Gene Ontology annotation, molecular function: galactosylceramide sulfotransferase activity. Gene Ontology annotation, biological process: myelination; galactosylceramide biosynthetic process. NCBI's taxonomy places the organism in Eukaryota, Metazoa, Chordata, Actinopteri, Gonorynchiformes, Chanidae. Gene Ontology annotation, cellular component: membrane. The transcript is spliced from 2 exons. The record is from RefSeq and is a predicted model, not a curated record.
AUGCACGGUAAACAGGGGAGGCAAUGGAGAUCGAUUUGCAAAGGACUCAUUCUGGGUACCUUGCUCACCAGCUCUAUGAUCCUGCUCUACUGUAUGUCCUCCCCCCAGAUCCAGUUCAGCUUUCCAGAAGUUCCCGUGCCUUACUCAUGUGCUCAUCGGCCAGCCCACGGUCGCACCACCCCGGGAGCGAACUCUUCCCAACGCGGAGCGGAGCAGUGUACCCCGAAGGUGGACAUCAUGUUUAUGAAGACGCACAAGACCGCCAGCAGCACGCUUCUCAACAUCCUCUUCCGCUUCGGGGAGAAACAUCAGCUCAAGUUCGCCUUCCCCGACAGCAGGAACGAUUUCUUCUACCCCUCCUUUUUCCACCGUUCCCAAGUCAAGGAUUACCGACCCGGCAUGUGCUUCAACAUCAUCUCCAACCACAUGAGGUUCAACGCGGCGGAGGUGUCCAAGGUGCUUCCCGCGGACACCUCUUACAUCACCAUCCUUCGAGAUCCCGCCGAGCUCUUCGAGUCUUCCUUCCACUACUUUGGACGUCUCGUACCCUUCACCUGGAAAAUCCCUGGGGACGAUAAACUGGGAGAGUUCCUAAGGGAUCCAAAGCUUUAUUUUGAUCCAGAGGGUUACAACUCUAACUACCUCAAAAACCUGCUGUUCUUUGACUUUGGUUAUGAUAAUACUCUGGAGCCCAAUGACUCGAGGGUGGACGAGGGCAUUCGGGCCAUCGCUAAACGUUUCCAGUUGGUCAUGCUAGUGGAACACUUUGAGGAGUCGCUCAUCCUUCUGAAGGACGCUCUCUGCUGGGACAUGGACGACCUUCUGUUCUUCAAACUCAACGCCCGCAAGGGCUCCACGGUGUCCAAGCUGACCCCGGAGCUCAGGGCCAGGGCUUUGGAGUGGAACGGAAUUGACCGGAAGCUCUAUCGGCAUUUCAACAAGACCUUCUGGCGAAAAGUGGACGCGUACGGCCGAGAGCGCAUGGCGCGCGACGUCGCGGAGUUGCGACGUCGGAACGCCGAGAUGGCAGCUAUUUGUAUUGAGGGUGGAGGUGCCGUGGACGCCGGGAACAUCCAAGAGACGGCCAUGCAGCCGUGGCAACCGAUUGGCGAGAAAUCCAUUAUGGGCUACAAUAUGAAAAAGAAUGUCGACAAGGCGCAUCGUAAACUCUGCCGCAAGAUGCUCACGCCAGAACUGCAGUACCUGACAGACCUUGGGGUGAAUUUAUGGAUUACAAAGUUGUGGGGUCAUGUGAGAGAUAUCCUGAACUGGUAAUUUUCGGG